Molecule: messenger RNA, 2207 nt
Organism: Thunnus maccoyii (southern bluefin tuna)
Lineage: Eukaryota; Metazoa; Chordata; Actinopteri; Scombriformes; Scombridae
Exons: 12
Coding region: 180-1535 (451 amino acids)
Molecular function (GO): GTPase activity
Source: RefSeq, a predicted model, not a curated record
ACAUAAGCCACUCAAUCUGACGACGUGGCCGAGGUACGUUUCUGCCAGUGUUUGGUUUCAGCGGACCGGGGUGAUUCAAACAAGAAAUACCGGCUUUGUUCAUUGCUUGCCGGGCGCGUCGUGCACUGUAGAUGCUCUGACGAAUCCAUCUGAAACUUUGGUAUUAUUAUUGUCUGACGAUGUCUGGAAAAAUCAAAAACCGAACUGCUGCAAACGCAGAGUCGAUAUCUGGCGGCGUGUCCUGUGAUGAGCGCAUCUUGCGGGAUUGUCAUCAGCUGUACACGGAUCCCGACAGUGGGUUGAUCACAGUGGCCGAAACUGUUGGUGUGAAGUUGCUGCCGCCCAGGAAAAAGAUCACUGUAUUGCUGAUGGGCAACCAUUCUGCUGGGAAAAGCUCCUUCAUCAACUGGUAUGUCGAAGAGCACAUCCAGCGCACUGGAGUGGCGAUUGAGACCCAAGGCUUCAGCUUUGUGACGAGUGGGCGCAAGAGAGAAUCUCUCACAGGAAAUGCCACCCUUCAUCUGUAUCCACACUUCAAGCCUCUGCAACAGUUCAAAGGUGUUUCAGAGUACUUGAGCACAGAGAUCUGCACGUCGCGUCAGAAACGGUUCAGCCUGGUGACUUUUGUGGAUUCGCCAGGGUUGGUGGAUGGUGAUAUGAAGUAUCCCUUUGAUGUGGACGAGGUUAUCCUGUGGCUGGGUGAUCUCUGUGACCUGAUUUUGGUCUUUUUCGACCCAAUGGGUCAGGCUUUGUGCAAGCGCACCCUCAACAUUGUGGAAAGCCUGAAUGAGAAACACGGGGAUCGGCUGCAUUUUUACCUGAGCAAGGCUGACGAGGCCGGGGGAGAGUCUGACAGACAGAGAGUAAUGAUGCAGAUUGUCCAGGAGCUCUGCAAGCGACCGGGACUCAACAAAUGUGGUUUUGACAUGCCCACCAUCUACAUUCCUAGUCCAAACAAGCCGAGUCGCUGCGUCAACCAAAUUGAGGAGGUGUGUCGCACCGUCGAGAAAACUAUUAACCAAACAGUCCAGAAUACACUCAACUCCCUUGAGAAGGACUGUGAGGUCAUCAGCGAGGCCAUAACUGAUACGCUCAUUAAUGACAGGCAGACCAGUGUUGAGAACCGACGCGCGCGCUGCAAGAGCUGCUUCCUGACUCUGCUGGGCUUCAGUUUCCCACUGGCUCUGAUGGCCUUACUGGUGCUGGGCGCUCUGUCCAAGGAGCUGCUGGAGAUGGCUUUGGGCCGCGAAGGCAAAGAAGCACUUGGGCUCUAUCUGACUCCCAUCGUGAGAAUGUUUGAGUCACUCUCUGUGGAGCAGCAGCUUUACAGCUGUGGUGGACUGGUCCUCCUCUCCUUCCUCCUACUCAUCAUCGCACGCUUCUCCUUCAAGACUCGACCAACUUUGUCAGGCAAACAGAAAAGGCAACUGCAGGAGAAGCUGGAGUACGUUCAGGAGGUGGUCAAGACCAAAAAGAAGAAGCUGUAUGAAGACUAUCUACGCCAGAGUGUCAGCGAUCAUGACAUGGACUUGUAAAGAAAGACUGAGAUGUACACUAAAGACUCAGCAUCUCCACAGUGACACGGGACCAAAUGAAAUUUCACUCGACCACCCGAUGCUGUAUCUUUGUACACUCAUAAAAACCCAUUAAGAGCUCUGGUGCUGUUCAUACUGUAAUACCAUUUAACGAUUAGAUAAUGUUACCUCGGUACAAACUGUUAAACCACACUACCUGCAGGUUUGGCCUCAAGGCAAUAUGAGCUUUUGUUACUGAUCGCUUAUUUGUUGUGAACAUUUAUACAUGUAUUCUGUGCCUCUGCUCCACUCAACCAUUAAUCCAGGCUUAUACCACUUAAGAUAUUUAAAAAUGUUCAAACUAUUUAUGAUAUUGCUUUAUCAGAGAAAUUGUAUUUUGGUUAAACAACAAAUAGCACUGGUUUACGUGAGUCACUUUGUAUGAGUUAUCGUUUUUUGAGACUUUGACCAGCAUUUUAUACAGUACUUUGGCUGCUUUGUAUCAUGAAUUUGCGGUUUUGGUAUCAAUCCAUCAAUAUUGACAUAACUUUUGCUAUUGUUGGAAAUGAAGAUUUUAAGCCAGCAAUCAAACAUUUUAUCGGUUACCAGAUCAACGUUUUGUAUUUCUCUUUCCUACAUUGUGACCAUGUUUUAAUGACAACUGAUUUAAAUAAAAAGCAUUGUUCAAUAUAA